Rhopilema esculentum is the source of this 4241-nucleotide messenger RNA. Its product is annotated as protein fantom. Gene Ontology annotation, cellular component: ciliary transition zone. The record is from RefSeq and is a predicted model, not a curated record. Gene Ontology annotation, biological process: non-motile cilium assembly. Lineage: Eukaryota; Metazoa; Cnidaria; Scyphozoa; Rhizostomeae; Rhizostomatidae.
AGAUGUUGUGGUUGUUGUUGAUGUUGACAGUUGUUUGAGGUUUUCAAAAUGGAGGCUUUGCUAAGCUGAAAUUGUUUCAGAUGGAGAAAUUAGAAGUUUCAUUUUAGAGACUAAGAGCAGACUGUUGAAACGAAAGUUUGAAUCAGCUCAAUGCUUAUUUGCAUACCUCCCUGCUGAAAAUUUUCAGAUGACAUUUGAUUAAAGUUGAACAAAUCAAGAUCACAAUAUGAAUUUAGAAGAUCCAACAGCUGAUGAGAUGCCUGUAAGAGAUGUGCCAGUACCAAGAGCACCAACAAAAAACAUAAGUGAAGCAAAAGAAAGACAACUUGUUGCAGCUCUCAGCAGACAGGACCUAGAAGACAGAUAUCUCAGACUUAGAGAAGAACAUGUUGAAUUGAAGAAAUUGACAAGAACACAAGAAGAAAAGAUGAAGCAGAUGGCAACCAAGCUUUUGAGAUUGUUCAAAGAUAAAAAGAAAAUUGAUGGACAAGAUGGAGUUUCAAGGAGAGACGCAGAAACUGCAGAGUUUAUUGAAGAUCUUCAGGCUCAGAUUAGAGAAUUAACCAAAACAAACGAAGCUCUAAAGAACAAGCUGACAGUUACAAAGCAACAACUGCAGACUCAAGGCAAGAAGCAGACCCCAUAUGACAACGUCAAACCAAGAGUUCAAACUGGGAUAAUGCAAGCUCGAUCGCCUUCACGGCAGCAGAGGAUCAAGGAACAGAUGCGUGUUCAAGGGCAAAUGGAGCAAAAGUUAUCUUCGAGAACCCCACAACCUUUGCUUCCACAGCCUAGAUACGGACACAGCCUGCUUGAAGAGACGCGUAUAGAGAAGAGAGAGUUGGAAGAUUUGGUUGCCUCGCUUAAUGAACAAAUCCGAUCAAUUGAAGAUGAACGAGAAAAACUAAAAGAAAAGAGUCGAAUAAAGCAACUCGAGCAUGAAGAAGAGAAGAUUAAUUUUGAGUCAAAAAUAAGCGAAAUGAAAAAGGCAAGUAUGCAGGAAAACGUCGAAUUAAUUCGCCUGGAAAGGGAAAUUAAGGAAAAAUCAAAUAAACUUGAAAUUAUGCAAUCGAAGUUCCAUAAUGUCCAACAGAUGCUGGAAAAGUUGAAAAUGAGCAAUGAGAAAGCCCUAGAUGAAAUGGAGAUUCUUACGCUGAAGCUAAAAGAGGAGCAAGCGAGGAACUCCACGUUGCAAAACGAGAUCCGACAUGCUGAUUUCUUGAAAAAGACUUUAUCCGAGAAAGAUGAAACGAUUGCAGACUUGAAAGCUGAAAAUGAUGUUUUAAAAGAUGCUCAAGAGAGAAUUCUGCAAAGCACUUUUGAUGCCGAAAGAGAACGUAGAUUCAGGCAAAAAGAGAGAGAAUACCAAGUUAAAAUAUCACAGCUGGAGGCAGUAUCGAAAGCUGAUGUCUUGGAAAAGAAUGAGCUUCUUGAUAAAUUAUCUCGUGAAAAAGAUGAAAAUGAAAAGGUGCAAAAUGAGUUAAAAGAAGUUAGGGUGAAUUAUUACUCGCAAAAAGAACUCUAUGAAGAUUUGGCAGAUAAAAUGAAGUUUUUUUCAAAGGAAAGCAAUAUUGACUUUGAUGAAAUGCAAGAAGCUUUGAUGUUGAUCAAGACGCGAAAAGAAAAACAGAGUCAAGAGCUCAGUUUCUUAGGACAAGUUGAAGAAGAAAUGAGUCAAGAUUUGCGAAAGCAACUGCUGGAGCUUCAAACGUCGCACGCAGAAACGAUAAACGAAUUAGAUAAAACACGGAACAUGCUGAAAAUGCAGAGUCAGAUCAACAAAGACUAUCAAACAGAGGUUGGAACAGCAACACGAAAGAUGGAUGACCUGAAAAGGGAUUGUGACGCUAGAGUGAAAGAAUAUGCGGAAAUGCUCGAUAUUAGAGCUGAGAGAAUCAAGAAACUAGAAGCUCAAUUAAAAGACAUUGCUUAUGGAACAAAACAAUACAAAAUUGAGCCUACAGAGUUGCAUGAAUUGGAGUCAGCUCAAGACGAGGCUGUUGUUGAUGUAAACUAUGAGUUGGAGCGUGGCCAGAAUGUAUUGGAAAUACACAUUGGAAAGGUUCUUGUAACAAAGCAAGGCCUAGCAGUAUUUGGCAAUGCAGAGCCAGUCACAUUCGUCACAUGGGAGUUCUUUGAGUUCGAGAUGCAAGCGACUCCAGUUAUCAGCGGCCAGAGGCCCGUGUUUGGAUUUACCGCGCAAUACAUCGUCAAUGUAGACGAUUUCUUCCUGCACUACAUCCAAAAAGAGUGCAUUUGCAUCGAGUUUCACCAAGCUGUUGGAACUGAAUACAAAACUAUCGCAACUGGGAAACUUCGUAUGAAUGGGCUUCUAGACAAAAGUCAUGGACGUGUCUAUGGAACAGCUAAACUUUUAGGCAUUGACAGCAACGAAGAGUUAGCGGUUUUAGAAUAUUGGAUACGACUUCGAGUGCCAAUGGAGCAGGCUCUGCGACUAUUCAAGGAAAGAUCAAAAGCACUGGGCUACAUAACUUCAAAUUCUACAAGCAAUGUCAACGAGGAACGGUCGUCUACUCUCGAAUCUGGAAUCAACGAGCUAAAGAUAUCUGUUCAUAGAUGCACAAAGCUUCAACCUAAAACAAAAAAGCAACCAAGUUCGUAUGCUGUUUACAAAUUCUUCGACUUUGCGGAUCAUGAUACUGAAAUUAUAGUUGGUUCAUCAACUCCAGAAUUUAAUGAUGUGCAAGUUUUUCCGGUAUCGAUGAGUGAAGAGUUGGAUAAUUAUCUAAAAACAACUGAAUUGGAGAUUUACGUUUUUGAUGAUAACGAAAUUGAGACGACAACCUACAUGGGACUUGCUAAAGUGCCGUUAGUAACUUUAUCUCAAGACAAACUCGUCAAAGGGACAUUUCCUUUGCUGCAGCCAAACGGUGAACGUCGUGGCACCAUAGAUGUUACUCUCCAAUGGCUAUCAACGUACUUACCAGCGAGUUCAAAAGCCAGAUCGUAUCCAAAGCUAAUGUCAGCGCAAAAUUCACCGAAGAACAGUAAGCCCCCGAGUGGACCCUUACGGGGAUCCAUGCGCCCUUUCAAGCAAGCUAGUAAUCAGUUUCAUGACCCCGAAGACAUCAAAGUACCGGAGAAAAACGUUGCAUCAAAAGAGAAAGACUCUCCAAAGACCCACCCUCUUCAUGAUGCUGAAUUAGCACCCCAUCCUCGCCAGCGAACUGUUUCGUUUAAUGAAGACACGAUGGUCAAUUCAUUUGACGGUAGUAAAGCACCAAUCGAAGAACCUACAGUAGAAUGGGAGGUUCUGAAGAGCAUACCUGUCGAGGAAAUGACUAUUGAUGAAAUGAUCGAAAAGGUUGAGGAAAAAGGCGAUAUUGUAGAGGAUUCUGGGAAUAAUUACGAAAGCGACGAAGCCUUAAUGGAAGAAGAACUGAGAAGAACUGUCGAGGCGCCUGAUGUUCCGGCAUCGCCUACCUUGAAUAAAGAUAUCGGGAAUGACACUCUGUUUGAGGAGUCUAUUUCAGAUGAUGUUUCUCUGGAAGACGAUGACGUUGUUUUUGUUCCUGGUGCCAGUAGAGGUGCUAAUGAAAAUAAUGAAGAAGAUCCGGGUACUUCCUCCCAAGAAAAUGCUCAGGAAGGUAUUAACAGUGCCGAAACAAGUGACAGUGAGGGUGUUGUAGUUUCAUCAGCGCCCUCAAAAGCUUUAAGUGCUUCGUCCAAGAGAAAAAUGGUAGUGACCAUCGAAGUUGGCAGCUUGAUGCUUUAUGACAAUGCAGCGGUGUAUAGUAUGGACAAUCAAAUGCAGCUCUACGUCGCGUACAGAUUCUUGGACGAAGACCCUGCAUCACUGGAAACCCCAGAUUCUUUGCCAUUACCGAAGCCAAAUAGGCCAAUCCAUUACAACUUCAAGAAAGUAUUCUAUGUCGACAACGAGACGCACGAAUACCAACAUCAGCAAUUAAUGAGUAUGCUAAUGCCGGAACAUCCAUUAGAAGGGAAACUAUACUUCAGCGUCGUCACAGAGCCCGUGGAUGGUGAUAUAUGCGAGGAUGCUGGGAUAGCAUGUGUUGACUUCAUUCAGAUACUCAGAGAGGGUCGUGAUUUAGUCGAUGAAGAUAUAGAAGUUUUAGAUCUGCAAGGAGAAUUAAUUGGAACUCUGACAGUGACUGUUGAAGCAUUAGAUGCUCUGCAAAGUUUGUAUGAAUGAUAAUAAAGUUUUGUGAAUAGAGGGUAUUGUAUAGAACAGAAGAUUGUAAAUAUGUUUAUAUCAA